Molecule: messenger RNA, 1881 nt
Organism: Ceraceosorus bombacis
Lineage: Eukaryota; Fungi; Basidiomycota; Exobasidiomycetes; Ceraceosorales; Ceraceosoraceae
Source: the annotation of a GenBank genome assembly
AUGGAGAAUUUGCAAUCAGCAACGUCCAGGUUGGACCUCAAAGGCUCUCUGGCUCCAAGCGCUAGCAGCAGCGGCAACGCCAAUGCUCAUUCCCGCCUAGCAUUUCAAGUCCAACCUCUUCACGGCAACUCGCAUAGCAACAUCCCUCCCUCUCCCACAUCCCUCAAACCUCAACCUCAUCAUCCGCAUCAUGCGAGUCAGGGUCAUUUGCGCAAGGCGAGCGUCGAUGGAUCCUCAAGCAACAACUCGUCUCGACAAGCGAGCGCCACUCUGCAGGCUGUCAACACAACCAAGCCUGCUGCUUCAGCAUCUGCUGCGGGGCAAGGUGCAUCUGCCUCUUCCGCAAUAUUGAGGCACGUAGACAUUGGAAAGUAUGAUGGGAGUAUGGAGCGAGACGAGCGCAAGGGACGUCGAACGAUGACGAGGGAAGAGGAUGAAAAGGCAGCUAUAUUGGCCAUCGACAGUGCAUCCAACAAUGCUCACAAGCCUACGCGCAAGUGGGCUUUGAAAGAAUUCGAAGUGGGCCGUGCAAUGGGCAAGGGAAGGUUUGGAAGAGUCUACAUUGCUCGAACGAAGGCGGAUGCCCAGGGAAGUGGCGCGGGAUUCAUCGUGGCACUGAAAUUGCUGUACAAGAAGGAGAUCGUGUCGGACAUGCUGGAAACGCAAGUCAGGAGGGAAAUUGAGAUCCAAAUGAACCUCAGGUGAGAGGCGUAUUUACGCGGCUUUGCAACCGCGGCACGACUGAAUCGCACCUUUCACUCGAUGUCAUAGACACCCGAAUGUGCUUCGUAUUUAUGGCUACUUCACCGACCAAGGCAGAAUCUUUAUGGCGCUGGAAUUUGCGGCGCGAGGAGAGAUGUACAAGAUCAUGAGCAAGUUGAGAAAUGGGAAGUGGUCUGAGCCGGAAGCUGGAGCGGUGAGUUCAAAGGCAAUGACCGGUGCUUGCGCGCGCACGUCUGAACUCGACUUCGAUUGUUGACCAAUAUCGUGGACUGCAAACCUUGUCGCGGCAACGCUCAUCAGUUUGCUGGUCAGAUGGCAGACGGCCUUGCAUACUUGCACUCCAAAAAUGUCAUUCACCGAGACAUUAAACCCGAAAAUCUGCUCAUUGGGCUGGACAACAAGCUCAAGAUUGCCGACUUUGGCUGGUCAGUCCAUGCUCCUGGUGACAGGCGGACAACGCAGUGCGGAACUUUGGACUACAUGGCCCCCGAAUUGACCGACCCUGGUACACCGCACGGACACGGCGUGGAUCUUUGGGCCUUUGGAAUCCUGAUCUACGAAUUCUUGAACGGCACACCGCCGUUCGAUUCGCUGGACGAGAGAAACGUGGACAGAGACCAGUUUGAGACGUACAACCACUAUGCUGCGACCGGCAAAAAGUAUGCCAACUUUUGUGAGUACGGUCAGGCGAAGCAGAGCAAGACGUCAUUGUUCUGACACGGUAAAUUUUGUUUCCGCAUCUCCUCUAGAUACCAAGGCGCGCAUCAAGACGAUUGAUUACAGCUUCCCUGAUGAGAUGCCGAAUCAGGCCAAAGAUCUCGUCAACAGAGUGCGUAACGCAACGUACCGCAAGGCCAGAGUACUCGAGCUGACUCGUACCGCCCCCGCGACACAUUCCUCGUGCAGUUGUUGCAGGUGAAGCCAGCACAGCGGCUGCCGCUGGACCAAGUGAUGCAGCAUCCGUGGAUCAAAAAGUGGGAUCCGACGUGUUAUCAAAGAUGCAAAGAAGGAAAUUACGUCAAGGAUACACCGGCUCAUCAGGUGCCGCACGUACCCCAUUGGACCAGAAUUGGCCGGUUGCCAGAGGACAGGCUCGGCUUGCCCCCCCUCGCUCCUGCCCCUGGCACUGGCGGAAUUCGCAAGGUCAAGAAACCUUGA